Nymphaea colorata (pocket water lily) is the source of this 645-nucleotide messenger RNA. Its product is annotated as peptidyl-prolyl cis-trans isomerase Pin1. The record is from RefSeq and is a predicted model, not a curated record. The transcript has 2 exons. Gene Ontology annotation, molecular function: peptidyl-prolyl cis-trans isomerase activity. Lineage: Eukaryota; Viridiplantae; Streptophyta; Magnoliopsida; Nymphaeales; Nymphaeaceae. The coding region runs from base 45 to 401 and encodes 118 amino acids. Gene Ontology annotation, cellular component: cytosol; nucleus.
CCAGUUUUUCUUUACCGGGAAAAAAGAGAACGGAGGAAGAAGUGAUGAUGGCGGAGAAGGUCAGAGCGUCGCACCUGCUGAUAAAGCACCAGGGGUCGAGGAGGCCGGCUUCAUGGAAGGAUCCGGACGGCCGGAGGAUCAAGAGCACCACCAAGGAGCAGGCCAUCGCGCAACUGAAGACCAUGCGGGAGGAGAUCCUCAGCGGCCGCGCCCAGUUCGAGGACCUCGCUUCCCGCUACUCCGAUUGCAGCUCCGCCAAGCGCGGCGGCGACCUAGGUUCUUUUGGUAGAGGACAGAUGCAGAAGCCAUUUGAGGAAGCUACGUUUGCACUUCAGGUCGGCGAGAUCAGCGACAUUGUGGAUACCGACAGUGGUGUUCACAUCAUAUUGAGAACCAGCUGAGGUGUCGGAAAUGUAGCUGCGUUGCAUCCUUGUGAAACAGUCGCUGCAGGCACUCUCCGUGUGGGGAUAUCCCCACUUAGCAGUGGACUAUUAUUUUGGUUUCGUUGAUCGACUGACUUGUGCUCACCUUCUUUUGAAAACAUAAGAUGGAUUAUUUCAUAAAGCUAUUGAAAAAUCUGUAGUGCUGUUACUUUGAUAUUGGCUGGAUAAAGGAAAAGUAAGGUUCCUUGAACCCUCUUGAGAA